GUGGGAGCCGCGGCGCACUACUGAGUUCUCAGCAACUUCUGCUCGACUCCAGCCCGGCCUAACCCGGCCCUGCCCGACCGCACCCGAGCUCAGUGUUUGCUCGGCGUCCGCCCGGCCAGCCAUGGGAGCCCGGUGCCGCAGCUUCUCCGCGCUCCUGCUCCUGUUGCAGGUCUCCUCAUGGCUUUGCCAGAAGUCGGAGCCAGAGCCCUGCCGUCCCGGCUUCAGUUCCGAGGUCUACACCUUCCUGGUGCCGGAGAGGCACCUGGAGAGAGGCCACGUCCUGGGCAAAGUGAGAUUUGAAGGAUGCACGGGUCGGCCAAGGACAGCUUUCUCUUCUGGAGACUCCCGAUUCAAAGUGGCAGCAGAUGGUGUCAUCACAGUCAAGCGGCAUUUAAAGCUUCAUAAACCGGAGACGAGUUUUCUUGUCCAUGCCUGGGACUCCAGUCACAGGAAACUUUCUACCAAAGUGAUGCUGAAGUCCAUGGGGCACCACCACCACCGGCACCACCACCGUGACCCUGCGUCUGAAUCCAGGCCAGAAGUGGUCACGUUUCCCAGCUUUUACUUGGGUCUCAGAAGACAGAAACGAGACUGGGUCAUCCCUCCCAUCAGCUGCCCCGAAAAUGAAAAGGGCGAGUUCCCGAAGAACCUGGUUCAGAUCAAAUCCAACAGGGACAAAGAAACAAAGGUUUUCUACAGCAUCACUGGCCAAGGAGCUGACAAACCCCCCGUUGGUGUUUUCAUCAUUGAGAGGGAGACAGGCUGGCUGAAAGUGACACAGCCUCUGGAUAGAGAAGCCAUUGCCAAGUACCUCCUUUUUUCUCAUGCUGUGUCAUCAAAUGGGGAAGCAGUGGAGGAUCCCAUGGAGAUAGUGAUCACAGUGACAGAUCAGAAUGACAACAGGCCAGAGUUUAUCAAGCAGGUCUUUGAGGGAUCCGUUGCAGAAGGCGCUCUUCCAGGCACCUCCGUGAUGCAGGUCUCAGCCACUGAUGCAGACGAUGAUGUCAACACCUAUAACGCUGCCAUUGCCUACACCAUCAUCAGCCAAGAUCCGGAGCUGCCUCACAGGAAUAUGUUCACUGUCAACAGGGACACCGGGGUCAUCAGUGUGGUCACCUCCGGGCUGGACCGAGAGAGUUACCCUACAUACACUCUGGUGGUUCAGGCUGCUGACCUUCAAGGCGAAGGCUUAAGCACAACAGCAAAAGCUGUGAUCACUGUCUUGGAUAUUAAUGACAACGCUCCCAUCUUCAACCCAAGCACGUACCAGGGUCAAGUGGCUGAGAAUGAGGUCAAUGUCCCUAUCGUCACACUCAAAGUGACUGAUGAUGAUGCCCCCCAUACUCCAGCGUGGGAUGCUGUGUACACCAUAGUCAACGAUCCUGAUCAACAGUUCAUUGUCAUCACCGACCCCAAGACCAACGAUGGCAUUCUGAAAACAGCCAAGGGCUUGGAUUUUGAGGUCAGGCAGCAGUACAUUCUGUACGUGAAAGUAGAGAAUGAGGAACCCUUUGAGGGGUCUCUUGUCCCUUCCACAGCCACCGUCACCGUGGAUGUGUUAGACGUGAAUGAAGCCCCCAUCUUUGUACCUGCGGAGAAGAGAGUCGAAGUGCCUGAAGACUUUGGUGUGGGUCAGGAAAUCACAUCUUAUACCGCUCGGGAGCCAGACACGUUCAUGGAACAGAAGAUCACGUACCGGAUUUGGAGGGACACUGCCAACUGGCUGGAGAUUGACCCCGAUACCGGUGCCGUUUUGACCCGGGCUGAGAUGGACAGAGAAGACACAGAGCAUGUGAAGAACAGCACGUAUACAGCUCUCAUCAUCGCCACAGAUGAUGGCUCACCCAUUGCCACCGGCACUGGGACUCUUCUCCUGGUCCUGUCAGACAUCAACGACAACGCUCCCAUCCCAGAACCUCGAAACAUGCAGUUCUGCCAGAGGAACCCACAGCCCCAUAUCAUCACCAUCGUGGAUCCAGACCUUCCCCCCAACACAUACCCCUUCACUGCUGAGCUAACCCACGGGGCCAGCGUCAACUGGACCAUUGACUAUAAUGACAAAGAUCAAACAUCUCUUAUUUUGCAACCAAAAAAGGACUUAGAAAUUGGCGAAUACAAAAUCAAUCUCAAGCUUGCAGAUAACCAGAACAAAGACCAGGUGACCACGUUGGACGUUCAUGUGUGUGACUGUGAAGGGACUGUCAACAACUGCAUGAAGGCGGGUGGUUAUGCGGAAGCAGGAUUGCAAGUUCCUGCCAUCCUCGGAAUCCUUGGAGGGAUCCUAGCCCUGCUGAUUCUGAUCUUGCUGCUCCUACUGUUUCUGCGGAGGAGAACGGUGGUCAAAGAGCCCCUGCUGCCACCAGACGAUGACACCCGGGACAACGUGUAUUAUUAUGAUGAGGAAGGAGGUGGAGAAGAAGACCAGGACUUUGAUUUGAGCCAGCUGCACAGGGGCCUGGAUGCCCGUCCGGAAGUGACCCGAAAUGACGUGGCUCCCACCCUCAUGAGUGUGCCCCAGUACCGUCCCCGUCCUGCCAAUCCUGAUGAGAUUGGGAACUUCAUUGAUGAAAACCUGAAGGCAGCCGACAGCGACCCCACGGCACCCCCUUAUGACUCUCUGUUGGUGUUUGACUACGAGGGGAGUGGUUCUGAAGCUGCCUCGCUGAGCUCCCUGAACUCCUCAGAGUCGGAUCAGGACCAGGACUAUGAUUAUCUGAACGAGUGGGGCAACCGAUUCAAGAAGCUGGCUGACAUGUAUGGUGGCGGCGAGGAUGACUAGGGACUAGCGAGUCCCCCCCCCCCCCCCCCCCGUGUGGCGCCCUAGGAGAUGCAAAACAAUGAUGUCAGUGGUCUUUCAGCUCCUUCCCUGAGUGUGUAGAAGAGAGACUGAUCUGAGAAGUGUCCAGAUGCAUAGUCUCCCUACCAGUCUGUCUGUGUUAGGAUGGUUUUCACUGAUUGUUGAAAUCUUAUUUUAUUUUUUAUUUUUACAGUGCUGGGAUAUGAACUGUGCCUUUUUU
Messenger RNA from Arvicanthis niloticus (Nile rat), 3017 nucleotides. RefSeq names its product cadherin 1 (gene Cdh1). Gene Ontology annotation, cellular component: plasma membrane; apical junction complex; flotillin complex. The record is from RefSeq and is a predicted model, not a curated record. Gene Ontology annotation, molecular function: beta-catenin binding; cadherin binding; calcium ion binding. Gene Ontology annotation, biological process: cell morphogenesis; cell-cell junction assembly; multicellular organism development. NCBI's taxonomy places the organism in Eukaryota, Metazoa, Chordata, Mammalia, Rodentia, Muridae.